CCCGCACCCUCCUCCCAGGCAGCCCCAAGCCUCCCCUCCAGCACCCACGGUGCUGAGCUGUUAGAGCAGAGAGGCAGCGAGUUCUUUAUGGUCCUUGCCUAUUUAGCAUCCCAAAGAAGAGGGAUGGGAGGUGGCUGCUGGCUAUUGUCAGAUUAACAGCUGUUGCUGCUGACAACUCUCUUCGGGAGACAUAUAUGGAAUGGGACACUGAUGACUAAGCAUCAUCGUCGUUUUAUUUUUAAGGGAGGGGGGACCCAGUGAAACGUGGUGCCUCCCAUCCCAUCUCUUUCCCUUUGGCGCUCAUCUUUCCCCCUUGAUUCACAGCGACCCACGCCCGCCUUUGAUGGAAUUGCAUUGGCCACAAACUAAGGGAACCUAGAGGAGGGGGCGGGAGGGCUUCCCCCUUCUCCAAGGCUUCACCAGGACAGAUCCGCGUCUUCUUCUCGAACCCAAGAGAGAGAGGGGGAGAGAAAUUGCGUGGACAUACCAAGCCAGCUCAUCUUCUUGUGCAGAGCGGAACUUUCUUUUUAGCCAUUGGAUGUGAACGACAAUUCGACAAUGCCUGUCAGGAGGGGGCACGUUGCCCCCCAGAACACCUACUUGGAUACAAUCAUCAGGAAAUUUGAAGGACAAAACCGCAAGUUCCUUAUUGCCAAUGCUCAGAUGGAGAACUGUGCCAUCAUUUACUGCAACGAUGGUUUCUGUGAGAUGUUUGGCUACUCCCGGGUGGAGGUGAUGCAGCGCCCCUGCACCUGCGACUUCCUCACCGGGCCGGACACAACGCACAACUCCAUUGCGCAGCUGGGGCAGGCAUUGCUGGGAACCGAUGAGUGUAAGCUGGAGAUCCUCUACUACAGGAAAGACACAUCCUGUAUCCGGUGUUUGGUGGAUGUGGUCCCGGUCAAGAAUGAAGAAGGAGUCGUCAUCAUGUUCAUCUUGAACUUUGAAGACCUGGCAGCUCUCAUUGCCAAAAGUGCCCGGCAGAGUCUACACCAGCGCUUGUCCCAAGGAUGGCGAACAGGUCAAAAUACGAGCUUGAAGUUUAGUCUCCCGCCCCUACAACGUCUCACACUGCGGCGGAAAUCUCUGACUGCCACUGAGUUUGAUGGAGUAGCCAUUGACUAUGGAAAGCCUGGAGGGGACUCCUUAAAGCUGAGGGAGUUGAAGACUGUGGAGAACUGUGUCCAAUCUGAGACCGAAACACUGCUGGGGAAGGAGAGGAGAUCGAGUCUGGAGACGGCAUCUGACACUGAAGUGCGACACUCCGCCCCAGCGCAAGAGCUGCCUUCUCUAGGGCUCCGAGGGUCGCGCCCUGCCAGGGGUUUGGGCCGGUUCCAUCUUGGGGGCAGCUUCCAUAGCCUCCGCCAGGUCUCCUCCUUGGAGAGUUUGGAAGCUGCAAGGUCUGAGUUCCAGAGAAAAUUCAGGGAAAGGAGGGCAAACUCAGAGGCGUCCCAUGUCAAGCCCAACCAGAAUUCCACGUCAGACUCCGACCUUAUGAGAUACAGGACAAUCAGCCAGAUCCCCCAGUUCACCCUCAACUUUGUGGAGUUCAACCUAGAGAAACAUCGCUCAGGCUCUACUACAGAGAUUGAAAUCAUUGCACCCCACAAGGUGACAGAGCGCACGCAGAACGUCACCGAAAAGGUCACUCAGGUCCUGUCCCUGGGAGCCGAUGUCCUCCCUGAGUACAAGCUGCAGGCACCCCGCAUCCACCGAUGGACCAUCCUGCACUACAGCCCCUUCAAGGCCGUGUGGGACUGGCUGAUCCUCCUGCUGGUCAUCUACACGGCCGUUUUCACACCCUACUCUGCCGCCUUCCUGCUGAACGAAGAGCAGGAGGAGAAUCGCUCGGACUGCGGCUACUCAUGCGACCCACUCUACAUCAUUGACCUCAUUGUAGACAUCAUGUUUAUCGUUGACAUCAUCAUCAACUUCCGCACCACUUAUGUCAAUAUCAACGACGAGGUAGUAAGCCACCCAGCAAAGAUCGCCAUCCACUACUUCAAAGGCUGGUUUCUCAUCGACAUGGUGGCUGCUAUCCCCUUCGACUUGCUCAUCUUCCGCUCUGGAUCAGAUGAGACAACCACCUUGAUAGGGUUGCUGAAGACAGCGCGACUCUUGCGCCUGGUGAGAGUUGCCCGCAAGCUGGACCGCUAUUCCGAGUACGGGGCCGCUGUGCUCUUCCUGCUCAUGUGCACUUUUGCCCUCAUCGCCCACUGGCUGGCCUGCAUCUGGUACGCCAUCGGCAACGUGGAGCGGCCCUACAUGGAGCAUAAGAUUGGGUGGCUGGACAACCUCGGCGACCAGAUCGGCAAGCGCUACAACGACAGCGACCUCUCUUCUGGCCCCUCCAUCAAGGACAAAUACGUGACAGCCCUAUACUUCACCUUCAGUAGCCUCACCAGCGUGGGCUUUGGCAAUGUCUCUCCCAACACCAACUCCGAGAAGAUCUUCUCCAUCUGUGUCAUGCUGAUUGGGUCUCUCAUGUACGCCAGCAUUUUUGGCAAUGUCUCUGCCAUCAUACAGCGCCUGUACUCGGGCACGGCUCGCUACCAUACCCAGAUGCUGAGGGUGAAGGAAUUCAUCCGCUUCCACCAAAUCCCGAACCCGCUGCGCCAGCGGCUUGAGGAGUAUUUCCAGCAUGCUUGGUCCUACACCAAUGGAAUCGACAUGAAUGCGGUGCUGAAAGGCUUCCCCGACUGCCUGCAAGCUGAUAUCUGCCUCCACCUCAACCGCACCCUGCUCCAAAACUGCAAGGCCUUCCGAGGAGCUAGCAAAGGCUGCCUGCGGGCCUUGGCCAUGAAGUUCAAGACAACCCAUGCGCCACCUGGGGAUACACUGGUGCAUUAUGGAGAUGUCCUCACCACUCUCUAUUUCAUCUCGCGAGGCUCCAUUGAGAUCCUCAAGGAGGACAUUGUGGUGGCCAUCCUAGGGAAGAACGACAUAUUUGGGGAACCUAUCAGCCUCUAUGCCAGGCCUGGGAAAUCCAAUGCAGAUGUCCGAGCCCUCACCUACUGCGACUUGCAUAAAAUCCAGCGCGAGGACCUCCUGGAAGUCUUGGAUAUGUAUCCAGCCUUCUCAGAUAACUUCUGGAGCAAUCUGGAGAUAACUUUCAACCUGAGAGAUGCAGACAGUGUUCCUCGGUCCCCCCUCAGUGAGGAAUAUGCAUGCAACUAUCGUCGAGCCCGGCGCCGUAAGCAUUCCCUCUGCAAAGCGAACAAAAUAGACUCGGAUAACUUGGACGCAGGCAUCUCAGAUCCUGAGCAGUACCACGCGUACUCGGAGCUCACACAGUUGCAGCGUCCGCACAGCAAGGACCAUUGGGAUGAUAUGUGCAGCACUACAACACCCUGCUCCCAGACCAGUGAAGAGGAGGCCAAGAUGCCUAGCCCCACGAAGAACGAAUCUUUCACAAACGGUGAAAAGGCCAAAUACGCCCCAGCUGUGGUAAACCUGGUCCCUGAUGCCAUUGACGUGGACAAACUGGUGACUGAUGACAGCCUGUCCUAUGCAGCAACGCCAUUGGAUGUUUCCAACCUUUUCACAUUCUGGGAGGACAAGAGGCCUAAUUCCCUUACGGAGCCUCUCCAGCACAUGUCCUUGGUUCACAGCCCUCUGGACAUGCCUCCGAACUCUGAUGACAGACCGCGGCAGAUUGAAUCCAAGCUGGAGUGCCUGCAGGCACAGCUCGGCAGGCUGGAGUCCAGGAUGUCUUCUGACCUGAACCUCAUCCUGCAGCUGCUGCAGCGACAGCUUUCUCAAGUGCCACCUGCAUAUAGCACUAUCUCGCCAUCCUCCCACAACCUGGCUUUGUAUAGCAUGAGCAUGAGGAGCACAGAACCUGAAACUCCACUAGGAGAAGAGGAACUGACUCCCACAAAGGAGACUCCGAGCGACUCAGAAAUCGAGAAGCUGCAGCUGAAAUCCAGGGACUCGUUGUCAAGUGGUGUACACCUGACUGUGGCUUCUGACGAGACCAUGACAAUCAGCUCUGAGCAAGAGCAUUGCUCACAGACCCUGCCAAACCUAGAGCCUCACCGGAGGGCACCGGGCAACCAGGGACUUUUCCAAGGAUCCCGUUUCCCUUCCCUUCCUGAGCACCUUGAGGCACCUUCUGAGCACUUGGACAUUCAGAGACACCUCUCUGACCCUUUGCUUCCUGGGAGUUAGGAAUCCAGUUGAGCCCAAAGCCAAGUCAAGAGGACCCUGGACUGAGAAGUUGCUUUAGCUGUUUUUAAUUGUUGCAUUUGGAGGACAAUACUCAUGGCUCAAGGUGAUGGGACUUGUUGCCAUUCCCUGUCCUCUCUGAAACGGGGGAAGUUUAAUAGUGGGUUGGCUUCCAAGGUGAUUGAUUUCAGAAAUGGUACUCCAUAGAGUAGACUUCAGGUGCACAUUUCUCUUACCCCACCCGACUCCAAGAAGAAUGGCUGGUUGACGUUUUCCUCCACAUCCCCAAUCUUGCAUCUGUUAACUGUUGGGGUCUGCCUUUGUCAGUGUUUGAAUGGUAACUAGUAUGGGGGGACACUGGAGCACUUCCAUAAUGUAAUAAAGUAAUAAUAGGAAAUUUUGUCUGGAGGAAGACGAGGAGACUGCUAAGAACUUAACCU
Molecule: messenger RNA, 4607 nt
Organism: Podarcis raffonei (Aeolian wall lizard)
Lineage: Eukaryota; Metazoa; Chordata; Lepidosauria; Squamata; Lacertidae
Gene: KCNH6
Product: potassium voltage-gated channel subfamily H member 6
Exons: 16
Coding region: 559-4170 (1203 amino acids)
Biological process (GO): potassium ion transmembrane transport; regulation of ventricular cardiac muscle cell membrane repolarization; regulation of heart rate by cardiac conduction
Cellular component (GO): membrane
Molecular function (GO): inward rectifier potassium channel activity
Source: RefSeq, a predicted model, not a curated record